Messenger RNA from Arctia plantaginis, 1389 nucleotides. NCBI's taxonomy places the organism in Eukaryota, Metazoa, Arthropoda, Insecta, Lepidoptera, Erebidae. The record is from the annotation of a GenBank genome assembly.
AUGGCGUUCCGGAACGAUAUCGUGGAAAGAGUCCAGAUGGUAGUGGCUGCAGUGCCAGAAGGUAUGACAUUCCCCGGUCCGCUGCCGGAUGUAGCCGAACGUUGUGGGCGCUGGGCGCCUGACUCGUUAUCCGCAUCGGCAUCUGGCAGUUCCGAUGAAAAACCCACGCCGCGCCGGCCGCGGUGGCGUAUCGCUUUAGCUGCACUCGUCGUGCUGGCCGCGCUCGGUGCAGCUCUUGCGCUACCUCUCGCUCUUGGCGGCGGCGGGCGAGCUACUCCCGAACAGAGACUUACUACAAUUCGCCGCAUGUUGCGAGACUCUCCACUCGUCGAUGGUCAUAACGACUUAGCAUGGAAUGUCCGAAAAUUUUUGCAUAAUAAGUUAGGAGACUUUAAUUUGAGUGCUGGUCUUGAUGCUAUUGAACCUUGGGCGCGGUCGCGCUGGUCGCAUACUGAUAUCCCACGCUUGAGACUUGGUCAGGUCGGUGCUCAAUUUUGGUCGGCCUAUGUGCCGUGUGGUGCUAGAGAUAGGGACGCUGUUCAACUGGCUCUGGAACAAAUGGACGUCAUAAAACGUAUUGUCGAACUGAACACGGCACACUUGGCACUAGUUACUGAUGCAGCCGAACUUAUAGAAGCACAUCGUGAAGGUCGUAUCGCAUCUCUUAUAGGUGUGGAAGGAGGUCAUGCUCUUGGUGACUCAUUGGCUGUGCUUCGUGCGUUUUAUCAACUCGGUGCUCGGUACCUUACCGUUACUCAUACGUGCGAUACGAGAUGGGCUCGAGCCGCGGGUACCGCAGGAGGUCUCAGCGAAUUUGGACGUGCUGUUGUCCGCGAAAUGAAUCGACUUGGCAUGAUAGUGGAUCUAUCGCAUGCCGGUGAAGAGACGGCACGCGAUGCUUUAGAAAUGUCUCAAGCGCCUGUAGUUUUUUCGCAUUCGGGAGCUGCAGCACUUUGCAACUCGAGUAGAAAUGUUCCCGAUGAGUUACUACGUAAGAUUGCAGCGAACGGUGGAGUUGUGAUGAUCAAUUUCUACGCAAAACUUGUCACUUGUGGUGAAAAAGCCACGCUCGAGGACGUUGUGGCGCACAUAAACCACGUACGAAGGAUUGCUGGUGUGGAGCAUGUUGGUCUGGGAGCUGGAUAUGAUGGCAUCGACGCACCGCCUGAAGGCCUCGAAGAUGUGUCGAGGUACCCACACCUAUUAGCCGAGCUUUUGCGCGACCCAGACUGGAGCGAGGAUGAUGUGCGGAAACUGGCUGGCAUGAAUGUGGUGCGCGUGUUGCAGCACGUGGAGAGAGUGCGCGACCAAUGGCGGCGCGCCGCUGUGCUGCCGGGUGAGGAGACAGCGGGUGUGCGUCGCGGCGACUGCGUGUACGGGACUGCGUGA